AUGGCCGAACCAACUUUUCCAGCUUCACUACUAGGACUUACGUCCUCUUCAAAAUUUUCUUCUUCUACAAGUCUCGAUGAGUCUUCAAAACCUAUUUCUUCAACAAGUUCACUUUGGCCUAAACUGGAAUACGUAGACGCUCCUCUUGAUCUCUGGGCACUAGAGUACUUAGAAAGCACACUGGCCGACCAGCUAACCUGUUCCAUCUGUCAGUGUAUAUUCGUGGAGCCUUACUCUACCAAAUGUGGACAUACCUUUUGCAAAAAAUGUCUGACCCAGGCACUGACCCCCACUGAAUCAUCUGAUUCAACCACAAAAUGUCCCUUUGACAGAAGCCCACUGAAAAAUAUCCCAGAAGAUAUAGGUCCAGCUCCAGUAAUCAUUUCAAAUCUUGCAAACGAGCUUGUGGCAUAUUGUCCAAACAAAUCGCGUGGGUGCACGCACACUUGCCAGCGGUGGCUUCUCGAUGCGCAUCUCCAGCAGGACUGUUUGCAUGCGAAGUUUAAAUGUCAAGGAACCAAAGACGAUGGCGAGCAGUGUCAUGAGCCAUUAGAAAAACGGUUUAUUUAUAACGCGCGAGAAAUUUCUGUACAGGACUAUAUUGACACUAAAGGUGCUUUAGCAACUCAAGAAGACUCCACAGAUACCCACGAAAAAAUCGAGAAAUUUGAUAUCAGCAAACUCACAGUGUACUGUCCUCACGAACCUAUGGAUUGUCCAAACGGUUGUGGACGCACAUUCCCACGGUACUCCUUUGAAGAGCAUUCCCAAUCCGAAUGCUACAAUACCGAAGCAUCAUGUCCUAUAUGUAACGCCAGACUCCUACGGAAAGACAUACCACAACACCUCAAGCUAUGUCCAGAUUAUGUUGUUCCAUGUGAUGCAGCUGACAUCGGGUGUGUGUGGGUGGGUAAACGCCACUUGUACAUGUCAGAACACCAACGACAAUGCAAGUUUAUGGCGUUUUCUCCCGCCCUAACAAAGCAAAACAAACGGAUUGAUCGACUGGAGCAAGAAAACAGAGUUCUUCGGUACAAGCUUGAUAAGGUUUUGUCCAGCCUGCCUGAAAAUAUCUCAUCAACUGUAGGUUUUGCUUUAACUUCUCGAGCAGGACAAACUUCUUCAUCAACUACAUCAACAACAUCAACACGGCGAACUGGUGUGCGAAGAAACUCAGAAAAUGGAAGCAUUUUUGACAACUUUAGAUUUACCGACUCGGAUUUAAUGCACAUGCUUAUGGAGGGUGAGCGGUUACGAGAAGAUGUUGACCGAUUAACUAGUCUUGUCGGUGAUAUGGAAAUGCGUCAUGGUGUGGCCAUUAUGCAAGAGAGUUUUAGAACAGGUGAAGAAAUUUCAGCUCUCCGUGGACUCGUGAAUAGUUUACGACAUCAAAUUCAUUUUUUACAAUCGGAACGAAGGUCACUUGCCUUUAGUAUGCAGCAGUUUCAGCAUCAACAAAUGUUUCAUCAACAUCAACAUCAACCCCACGCGACAACAAGUCCUGUCGAUUUUUCAACACACUCUUUGGCCUCUAGUAGCAGUUCUGAAAGCUUGCUACAAGACUCGCCCAGACGAUUAAGUGGUUAG
Molecule: messenger RNA, 1587 nt
Organism: Magnusiomyces paraingens
Lineage: Eukaryota; Fungi; Ascomycota; Dipodascomycetes; Dipodascales; Dipodascaceae
Exons: 2
Coding region: 1-1587 (528 amino acids)
Molecular function (GO): zinc ion binding
Source: RefSeq, a predicted model, not a curated record